ACUAAUAAAGAAGUAAAUGAAGAAAUUAAUAAAGAAGUAAAUGAAGAAAUUAACAAAGAAGCAAAUGAAGAAACAAUUGCAGUAGCAGAGUCUGAAAAAGAUUUAACUCCAUUAAGUAUAGAAACAAGUGGUUCUGCUGCAUGUUUAGAAACUUUGGCAGAUAAUACAGAUAAUGAUAACACAGAAAUCACAGUGCCAUCCUUUGAGAAAAGUGAGACUGUAAUAAGUGAAGAAAAUAAUUUAAUUGAAAGUUCUUGCAAAAAAAGUUUAGCAAUUAAUGCAGAUAAGGAAACAUUAGAACUGGGUACACAUAAUUUAACAGAAAAUUGUGAUGUGGAUUCAUCAAAUUGUGAAGAUUUACUGGAAGUUCCAGAUAAUACAAAAAGUGAAUGUGCUAAAUCUACCAAUGAAAAUGUUGUGGCUGAGUUAGAAACACCUACAGAAAAAAAUAAACAUUGUGAUAAUCCAGAUGAAACAAGUACUAAUGCAGAUGACGAGCAAGUGUCUCAAAAGGAGGUUGAAUCAUUGAAAAAAACAGAAUCGGAAUCUUCGGACAGUAAUUUAGAAAAUCUGGAAAAGGAUUCUCUAUCUGAGAAGAACAUUGAACCCGAACACACAGAAUUUGUACAAUUUUCUCAUGACAAGCACGAUGAUACACAAAUUGAAAACCAAUCUAUGGAUGCAGAAGAUCCAUUUGGCGGUGAUAAUCUUGCUUCCGAAAAUGUGGAACAAAUAGAAACUGACAGUUUUGCUGACGAUGAAAUUAGCUUUAAAGGCUUAUACGAUCGAGGUGAUAAUUUACAGGAUGCAGUAAAUGCUAACAGUAACAAUUGUGAUGAAAAACUUAGUGUUGAUUGUGAAUCAAAUGAUUCUGAUCCAAAGAGUACCAAUGUUAAUAAAAGUAUGGAUAACGUUACUAAAACAUCAGAUAAUAUACAAACCACUGUUGAUUCUCUUGAAACUACAUCAAUGGACACCGAUCUACCGAGUAGCACAUCCGAGACAGGAACAGGAAAUGCUUCGUCUGCAAAAUCGUCCAAUGAGCAAAAUGAACAAGCAAAAAAGAAUAUUGAAGAGAUUACGCCAAUGGAAACAGAGGAGGAGCAAGCUGAUGUGUUACCAGGACAAGAUGAUGAAUUAUGUAUUAUUCCUGAUAGUAUGAAAGUAAUAAUACCAGAUAAGUCAGGCAAGGCAAUGGACAAUGAGCAAAGUAAAUCAGCACUUGAUAAAGACUCCAAACAUGAUGAAACAACAAGCAAAUCUAAUUUUGAACUUAAUAAAGAUAUGUCACAAGAUAGUCCUAGUUUAGCAGCUACAGAAAAUAAAGAUAAUGCGGAAAAUAUAGUAACCAUUCAGAAUGAACAUACGCCAAUAACAGAAGAUAUAAUCCCAUCAACAGAUGUUAUUAACAUUGAUGAUGAGUCCAAGAAUUCGGAGGUAGAAGAAAUCAUUACUAAAGAAACGUGUAAACAGUGCGGUGAGGAAAGAACGUGUAAAAUUCGGGUGAAAAUUGGUACACAAAACUAUCACGUAUGCUCGAAAACGUGUAAAGCAUUAUUCAAAGCAGCCAAUAAUAAAGCAGUGGACAUACCAAGCAACGGAAGUAGUUCUAAACAAGAGAAACGCUGUGCGAAUUGUAUAUCACUUAUAGAUGCGAAUGAGGAACGAAAUCUUUCUUGGGAAACCAUGGAAUUUUGUAAUGAGGAAUGCUUGGGAAAAUUCCAAAGAAAAUAUGGAAGUUAUUGUAAGAAUUGCAAUGGUCUGGUUCAAUCAGUGAGUUUAGGCAAAUAUUGUGUGAGAUUUGGGUGUGACGUAAGGCAGUUCUGCUGUUCGACAUGUUUAGAGGAAUUUAAAAAGGGUUUAAAAGUGUGCAGUUACUGUCAGAAAGACAUAAGUAUUAGUACAGAUGGUUUUCUAGCGCCAGUUGGAGAGAAAGGACAAUUUAAAGACUUUUGUACCCAGGAUUGUAUGGAAAAAUAUUCAAAAUUAAAUUCUUCAGAACCUGUGUCUACAGAAAAGAAACCCUGCAGUGUUUGUAAAGAGGAAAAACUUGUACAUUGCGAAGUUCAAAUAUAUAAUAGCACACCAGUAGCCAUAUGCAGUGAACCCUGUUUUGCAGCAUUUAAGUUUGUAAAGCAAGUGAAGCCCGAGCAAUGUUCGACCUGCAAGAAAUUUUUCGAACUACCAAAUAAGGCACACUUCAUGGUAUUUUACAAGAAUGAGCCCCAUACGUUUUGCCACAAGACAUGCUUAAAUAUAUUUAUCAUAACCAAUAGGAAAAUAGUCCCGUGUAAUUGGUGCAAAGUAAAGAAAUAUAACUUUGAUAUGAUUAAAAAGGAAUUGAAAUCGGGACAGAUUCUGAUGAUGUGCAGUUUAAACUGCUUAACGUUAUAUCAGGUUUCCAUUAACGCGGUAUCUGCAAAACGAAUUAACUGUGAUUUUUGUAAGGAGUAUUCCUUAGCACAUUAUCAUCUCACAAUGUCAGACGCGACAAUACGUAAUUUUUGCUCGUACAACUGUGUCAUGAAUUUCCAAGCGCAAUACACUAAAUCUCCUAUAACUAUACCAACGAGCGACGACCCUGUGCCUACAGGCGCGCCUAAAAGGACCACGUUAUCUCAGAAAAAUGCGACUCAGACGGUUCAAGUGUCGAAUGAGAUGCAAAAUAAGAAGACGAUGCCGGUUAUUUCUUCAGUAACAAGUUUAGCCACAAUAGGGAGCGGACAAGCGAGUCCAAACUCGCAGCAAAACGUGCAAGUCAUGCCUACGAGUGCAAUGUCGAAUCAAACGACGCAGAUUUUCUACAAGCAGCAGAUUAUUACUAGGCCAGCUAGUCCGGUAAAAAUUCACAACAAGACGACUCAAUGCAAACCUGUAGUGCAUACGAAGGGGGUUUCUGUGCGUCCUCAUCCUUGCAUGAAGUCAACGCAGACAACGGAAAAGCUUCAACAAGUAAUUGUGCCCAUACCAGUGCCAAUUUACGUCCCAGUUCCAAUGUACAUGUAUAACAUGCCUUUGCCGAUCCCGAUGCCUUUUCCACUACCCAUUCCCGUUCCCCUCUUCAUACCUACUACGAGGAACAGCGCUAAAGGAAUUAUGAAGGAUAUAAAGAAGAUACAAGAGAAGAUACCAGCUGAUCCAUAUGAAGCCGAACUCCUUAUGAUGGCAGAAAUGGUAGCUACCGAAAAGAAGACUAAUGAGAGCGAUUCGGAUUCGGUGGACGAUAGUGAUGGUUUCAGUCCAGAAGAUCCGGUUGAUUCCAGUAACACAUUCGGGGACGACAUGUUACAAAUGGCAUUGAAAAUGGCUACGGGAGAAUUGGAUGAGCCGGCGGUUGACCUUGAAGCUGCUUUGACGCCGAAUACGAUUACAGCUACGCAAUCAACGCCACAGACCGAAAACGCUAUGGACAACGAUGUGCAAUCUGAACGAUUGAUGGCUGCCUCUAGAGGAAGGAAGCGAGUGAUGCCGUACAAGCCACGAUCAACACCAAAUAAACGACCAAGACGUGUCUCCGGUACGAACGACAUGCCGUUAAUGCCACCACCAGAACCGCAACCGCCGCCGCAACCGCGCAUUAUGGAGCCGAUAGAAAAGCCCGACGCUAACAUGGCGCUAAAAUAUACAUUUGGCGUGAAUGCGUGGAGACAAUGGGUAAUUGGCAAGAAUGCCGAAUUAGAAAAGCAAAUUACGUCGAUGAGGAAAAUAAAAUUAUUCAAGACCGAUCUUUUGCAACUUACCGCGGACGAAUUAAAUUAUUCCUUAUGCCUCUUUGUGAAGGAAGUAAGAAAACCGAAUGGCGCGGAAUAUGCUCCAGAUACAAUCUAUUAUCUCUGCCUAGGAAUACAGCAGUAUCUGUUUGAAAAUAACAGAAUUGACAAUAUAUUCACGGACUCGUACUACGAGAAAUUUACGGACUGUUUAAAUGAAGUAGCGAAAAAGUUCUCUGUACUGUACAACGACGCACAAUAUAUCGUGACGAGAGUAGAAGAAGAACAUUUAUGGGAAUGCAAGCAAUUGGGUGCCCAUUCUCCACAUGUUUUGUUAAGCACACUUAUGUUCUUCAAUACGAAACAUUUUAAUCUUGUGACAGUGGAAGAACAUAUGCAACUUUCCUUUUCUCACAUUAUGAAACAUUGGAAGCGCAAUCCGGCAGCUCAGCCCACAGCAGUGACAGGAAAAGUUCCCGGUUCACGAAAUGUCCUUUUGAGAUUUUAUCCGCCGCAAUCAGCCCUUGAAGCUAAUUCAAGGAAGAAGAAGGUAUAUGAACAGCAAGAAAACGAAGAGAAUCCACUGAGAUGCCCCGUUAAGUUAUACGAAUUCUACUUAUCAAAAUGCCCUGAAAGCGUUAAGACGCGAAACGAUGUCUUCUACUUGUUGCCGGAACGUAGCUGCGUACCGGAUAGCCCGGUAUGGUAUUCAACAUCGCCUCUUGCGAAGGAACAUCUCAUCAAAAUGUUAUAUCGUAUUAAAAUGGUUAAAGAAAUUAAUGUAGCAUUACUAACGAGUUAAUUUCACCUAUUACUUUGAUCUCUUGUAUUAUUAAGCAAUGACAAGAAAAAUAGUAGGAACGGUUAGUCAUUUUAACAUUUUGACUGCCAAUUUUGACUGUGAAAUUUAAACCUAACUCCGGAAUCCGCAAUGUUCUUACAAUGUACAUUUAAUAUACUGAUCAAUACAGUAAAGUCUCUGGAGUUAGUGUCGUUAAAUGGAAAAAAAAUAGUGAGUUAUGUUCUCAAUUUUUAUAUGGUUUCAAAUUUUUCAUAUAAAUUAAUGACGAUUUUUUCUUAUUAAGGACAAACAUACCAUGUAUAGAUGUGCGACAUUCAAAAUGUUAAAAAAAUCUACAAAUAGUUAUCACAAAAGAAAAAAUAUGCGAUGCAGAAAUAUAGGAUUAAACAAGUUUUCCAGUUACUAUUGUAUAUUUUUCACUUCCUAAUAAAAAGAAACUUUUAUUGACCACAAAGAA
Linepithema humile (Argentine ant) is the source of this 4969-nucleotide messenger RNA. It is a transcript of the gene woc, whose product is annotated as without children. NCBI's taxonomy places the organism in Eukaryota, Metazoa, Arthropoda, Insecta, Hymenoptera, Formicidae. The record is from RefSeq and is a predicted model, not a curated record. Gene Ontology annotation, molecular function: zinc ion binding.